AAAAAUUCAAAACAAUGUCGGGAACAUCUCAAAAAUAUAGAAAUUUCGUGGCAGAACCUAUGGGCGACAAACCAGUCACAGAUUUGGCGGGUAUUGGUGAAACAUUAGGUGGUCGUUUAAUUGAAGCUGGCUUCGAUAAGGCCUACACAGUCUUGGGUCAAUAUCUGGUCUUGAAAAAGGAUGAAGAACUGUUCAGGGAAUGGAUGAAGGAUACAUGCAAUGCAAGUUCUAAACAGGCAUCCGAUUGUUACAACUGCCUCAAUGAUUGGUGUGAAGAAUUUUUGUAAACAAUUGU
Molecule: messenger RNA, 295 nt
Organism: Musca vetustissima
Lineage: Eukaryota; Metazoa; Arthropoda; Insecta; Diptera; Muscidae
Gene: baf
Product: barrier-to-autointegration factor
Exons: 2
Coding region: 15-287 (90 amino acids)
Molecular function (GO): DNA binding
Source: RefSeq, a predicted model, not a curated record